UGACUUCAGUCGCACCAAACACGUAGCUCCAUAUAAAUUCCAAGAACUUUCCUCAAUUACCCUGGCGGGCGGCUACUAUUUUUUUCCUCUUUAUUUGACUAAACCACUUGUCCCAAUUCGAUUCAUCAUCCAUUGUUUCAUCUUCUAAGGUUUCAAUUUUGAUCAUUUUUGAGUUACAUUUACUCUCAAAUUCAUAUUUUUAGGAUACCCUUUUGGUUACUGAACCAUUUUGUGGUUGUAAUUUUUUGAUUAGUGAAGAGAUGAAGAUGUUUGGGUUAUCUGAUUCGGAUUCUUUUGCCGGUUUUGCAUCAUCAAAGAAUGUUUUUCCACCGGGGUUUAGGUUUCAUCCAACAGAUGAGGAACUUGUUCUGUACUACUUGAAGAAGAAGAUCUGCCGGAAGAGGAUUCUGCUUGAUGCAAUCGCUGAGACUGAUGUUUACAAAUGGGAUCCGGAGGACUUGCCUGAUCUAUCUAAGUUGAAAACUGGGGACCGGCAGUGGUUCUUCUUUAGCCCCAGAGAUCGAAAGUAUCCUAAUGGAGCACGGUCAAACAGGGCAACAAAGCACGGACAUUGGAAAGUUACGGGAAAGGAUCGAACUAUUACGUGCAAAUCUCGUGCUGUUGGAGUUAAGAAGACCCUAGUCUUUUAUAAAGGCCGAGCACCAGUAGGUGAACGGACAGACUGGGUAAUGCAUGAGUAUACCAUGGAUGAAGAAGAGCUGAAAAAAUGUGAAAAUGCCCAGGACUACUAUGCGCUUUACAAGGUAUUUAAGAAGAGUGGCUCUGGGCCUAAGAAUGGUGAGCAGUAUGGUGCACCUUUUAGAGAAGAGGAAUGGGCUGAUGAUGAAUGUCCAAGUGCCAAAGGAUUUGUCCAUCAGGAUAAUUCCACUAAGCAUGUUAAUGAAGCUCCUUCUGUGGAUGGUGGACUUGAGGAGUUGCCUGUGCUUAUGGAGCCACUUUCUGCAGAUUAUGAUUAUGCACUGGAGCAGCGUGUACAUGAGGAAGAAACUCGAAGUACCUUGCUGGAUAAUUCAGCAAAGGAAGUUAAUUUUCCCAACCACAGUGUGGUGAUUGCCCCAGCAAAGGAAAGCUUUGACUUGACACAGUCAGGCACAUCACAGCUGCAGUUACACGAGGCACCAGAAGUCACAUCUGCUCCUGUUAUUUAUGAACAGCAGCUACAUGUGGUGGAAGAGGAUUUCCUUGAAGAUUAUCUGGAGAUUGAUGACCUUCUUGGUCCAGAGCCAGGCACUCAGAACUUUGAUAUCCCGGAGCUGGGUAAAAACUUUGAUGAGGCAGGACCAAGUGGUCAAAACUUUGAUAAGCCUGCUGUAAACUUCGAAGAUUUGCAAUUCGAUUAUUUAGAUGGGUUGACAGAGUUUGACCUGUAUCAUGAUGCACCCUUGCUUCUUGAUGAUAUAAGAACAACUGAAGUGGGGCCAAUUACUGAACCAUACAUGAACAACUUUGUGAAUGAUUCUGUAAACCCUGCUUCUACAACGUAUAUAAGCACUUUUCAGCAUGAAAUGAUGAACAACCAGCUAAUGUAUUUGAAUGAUGGAGAACAAAUUAGCAAUCAACUGUGGACACAUGAUCAAAGGUUCAACAUCUCUAACCCCAGCGAGGCAAAUCAGUUGGUUGUUCCUCCAGUUACUUCAGGUGUUGUAUAUGAUAGUUAUUUGGCAAAUCAUCCUAUGGGCGCAAAUCAGAAUCAGCUACCCAAUCAGGAUGAUGGUACACCAUCAUGGUUAUCUUCUCAGUUGUGGGCCUUCGUGGAUUCUAUACCUACCGCUCCUGCCAUAGCUGCUGAAAGUCCUGUGGUUAAUAGUGCCUUUAAGCGCAUGUCUAGCUUUAGUAGGAUGAGAAUAAACGCCAGGAACAUGAAUGUUAUGGCAGGUAAUACAGCAACUUCAAGAAGUUCACGCUGCUCUAAGAAUGGGGUUUUUUAUUUUUCUUUUCUUGGAAUACUUUGUGCAAUCUUAUGUGUGUUAGUAGGAAUAUUUGUUGAUGUCUCGAGGAGACACAUAUCCUCUUAAAUAUGCAAAGACAAUUUGAUGUUCUAUCAUCUGUCAUCUUGCCAGAAUCAAUGACAAACAGCGCAUACAUUCUAUGGGUAUAACAAAAUCUACUUGUAAGUAUGAUGUCUAAAUUCCCUCUUUCCCUUAGUAGUUGUUUGGUUGCUGGUUAGAGUUAUGCCGGUAUUAGUAACACAAAUAUUAGUUAUGCAGGGUUAAGUUAUACAUGAUUUAGUUAUUCAUGUAUUAGUCAUUCCACUUUCUACCUUGCAUAAAAUAAUACAUAGGUUCUCUCAUAACUUAUACAUGUAUUAGUUAUGUACAUGUAUUAGUUAUGUAGAAAAGAAAAACAUGAACCUUGCAUUGUAUUAGCAAUGCUAUGUUUUAUGUAUAAAGAGAAAAAAUCAACCAAAACAUUGUAUACUUUAUGCUAGAUUCUACAUGAGUAUUAUUUUUCCUCAUUUUCGUAACCAAAUAACUUACAAAGGUAUGCUAGUUUUUAAUACAUGAAUAACUCCUCUCUAACUAGCAGCCAAAUGACCCCUUGUACCCACCCUAAAUUAGGAACAAAAAGGAAAAAAUAACAUUAGGAAAAUUCCCUCAAGUGAACAGAAGAACAAAGGAAUUAUGCAAUUGGCAAUUUGACUGAAGUUUUGAGAUUAUGUCAUAAUCAGUUUUUCUUUGCUUUUAGAGUUAUGAUUUGCAGGUGUGAAAAUAAUUGGAUUUAAUUUAGGUGAGUCCAAGUUGAUUUCUGAUUUGGAAGGUUCGAUGUGGCUUGAAAUUUGAUUUUGUGUUUAGUUUUCUUGUUUAUAGGUUGGACAGGUUGGCCUAUUUGGUCAGGUAAAUUUGGUUUGGUGCUUCCUUGUUUUCGCUACGCGGGGGGAGAUUGUUUUAACUUGUCUUGAUUAUGCAACAUAAUUUAUGCACAGCUGUAUAAUCAAGUUACUACCUGCUACUUUUUCUUUGUUAAAUUGCUUGCUAUGAAGUGUUUAUCUUUCAGCUCA
This is a messenger RNA of Solanum dulcamara, 3019 nucleotides long. Its product is annotated as NAC domain-containing protein 17-like. NCBI's taxonomy places the organism in Eukaryota, Viridiplantae, Streptophyta, Magnoliopsida, Solanales, Solanaceae. Gene Ontology annotation, molecular function: DNA binding. Bases 261 to 2036 code for a protein of 591 amino acids. Gene Ontology annotation, biological process: regulation of DNA-templated transcription. The transcript is spliced from 3 exons. The record is from RefSeq and is a predicted model, not a curated record.